GCCUGCUUCUUGCUCCGGGAACGGCCAUGGAAGCGGCUGGGAUGCAGCUGCCCGGGAGGAGGAAGGAGAGAGCAGGGGAGGUAGACUCUCCUAACCUGGAAUUGGCUGAAGAGGAGGAGGAGGAGGAAGAGGAGGAUGAGGAUGAAGAGCAGCUCAGGAAUCCAGGGUCUUCGGAUGAAGAUGAGAAAGAGUCUGACCAAGAGAUGGAUGAAUUACGGGCCCAGGUAUUGCAGCUCCUGGAAGAACUGGAAGAGACCCGGGAGAUAGCCCUGAAGCAAGAAGAAGAUUCCCUUCAGCUGCAAGGUUUGCUAGAAGAUGAGCGACUUGCAAGCGCCUACCAAGCGGAGAUCUUCACAAAGCAGAUACAGAGGCUCCAAGCUCAGCUACAUUCUCUGAAGGACGAGUACGAUUCACUACAAGAAGGGAAAGAUGCUGAGCACGAACGCCUUGAGCAGGAGCUACGGGAAGUCAACGAGGAGAACCACAAUCUGCGCUUGGAUGCCGAGGAAGCCGCCGCCUUGCACGAGAAUGAGAUUGCCGGCCUACAGGAGGAACUCUGCCGGCAGAAGGCCGAAGUGGAACGGAUGCAGCAUAUGUGCAACGAGUAUGAACUGGAGCUCACCUCCUUGCGCGCCGAGAUUACCAUGAAGGAACUAGGCACCGGAGACAGCCAGCCUCCUGCAGAGUUGAUGGUUGUGACUCAUUAUGACGACCGGAUUGCCAGUGCCUCUGAAGAUGUGAUCAGGUUGCAAGAGGAGCUCCAGAGCUGGAAAGCUCAGUUCCAGGAUCUCAAUGAAGAGUACCAGAUCCUGCAGGAGAGCAACAAUAUCAUGGUCCAUCAGCUGGAGAGGCUCGAGGCCAUGAAGUACAGAUCUAGAAGCAAGUUGGACGAUUCGCCGUCCUUCGUUUCUGAAUCAGAGGAAAAUACGCAGGGCCGCGUCUUUGGCAACAAGCGCAACAGCCUGCACGGUGCCGGCAGCGUCUCAUUCAAGUCGGUGGAGAUUGUGGGCUACGGUAGCGAGUAUGACGAGGAGAAACAUAUGUCGAUGCUGGAGGAGGAAAGCUCAUCUCAGCUGCUGCAGCUGCAGCUGAAGACCGAAGAGGAGAAAGCGGAAGCAGUCCAAGCCCAGGAAGAGGCAAAACUGGUCAGAGAGGAAGAAGGAGCAAAGAAAGGAACAAGAGAAGCUGGGUCAGAAGAGCGAAAGGUGGGAGAAUCUGCAGGAUGGAGAAAGUGCAACCAGGCCCAGGAAGAGGUGCGUGAAUUGGAGAGGAAGUACAAGGUCAGCCGGGAAGAGUGGGAGAGGCUGCAGGAGGAACUGCGUCUGUGCAAAGAGGAGAUCGAGAGACUCAACGGCAACAUCCCUGCUGGCGGACGGAUCCCAGCUGGAGGGCUGAAGCCCAUUGCCCUUUUCGUCGCGUUGGCUGGGGGAUUGCUCCUGUACCCCUGCCUGAAGAGAUGGAGCGGCACUUCACUACGAACCUGAGGAGCGUCCCCCUCCACCCCCAGGGAGGACCACGUGUGCCACGUGUCCCGGCCCACCUGAACCUUGCAAGAACUCAGCCGCCUGACUCCCCCCUCCGCCCACACCAAGCCCGGUCUCCUGCUGGUGCCCAGGAGGUUGGAAUCUCUGGAUCCAGCCCCCUUGGCGCCUCGAGAGACCCGCCCAAUCUUGCUGGCACUGCCAAGUGAAUAGGCUGUUAUCAGUUUCCCUGCAUCAAAAGCUACUUCCAGCACCAGCAGCCCCCCCUGAUCCCUGGGGUGGGGGUGCCUGAGGAGGAGCGUUGGGCUUCCAGCAGUAACCUGCCCCCCACCUUUUGGCCUUAGACGGCCCCCCUGGGCCUCGGCAUACGACCUUCUGCAGCCCUCUUGGGGUCACAAGCUCUGGUGUUUCUAUAGGGAAGGAACCGGGCAAGGCUGGGGCUCGGGGGGGGGGGUCAAGGUGAGCGUUUUGGCCUGAGCAGUUCCUAGGGGAGAGGUGGGGCUGAGCCCCCAGCAAAGAGCUGAUCCCAGACCCUUCCUCUGAACGCCUUUUCUUGUUUCCCUCUUCGUGCCUGCCAGAGAAGACACCAGAAAGCAAGGCCCAGGGCGGAGCCACGGAUGCUUUUUCCACGGGACGGUUGCAGACAGUUUAAAAAUAAAGGGGUGGGGGUUGGGUGUCCAGGGCAAUUUCUUUUGGGCAGUAUUGAAAGCCCGUUUUAACACUGUGAGUGGGAACAUGGGAGCACAUCCAGGGCCUCCUGAGGGGCCUGAGCAGAACAGCCACACCUGCCAAUCAACUGGCUCUUUCCCCUCCGAGUUAGCUCCUCUUUCUUCCAUCCUUGCGGCCCGCCCGUUGCCUGUUUCUGCUGCCUUGAGUUUAUGCAUUUCUCCUUCACGCCGUCUCCCGUCCCUGUUGCACACGGUUGUGUCCUAACUGUAGAACUCUCGUUGGGCUCCCUUCUGGCACCUUUACAGUCAAUGAGACCAUUUGGGGACUGCUGGAGAAGAAGCAAAAGGAAGGGGGGGGGGGAGACCAUCAUUCUCAGUGAUUGAGGCUCCACCGAGUCACAGCGGGCAAAAGCCACGGCAGUUGGGACGUGGCCUGGCCUGCGGGACGUGGGCACAAGAUCUCUGCCCUGCAUGUUCCGGGGGAGCUCUAGCCCUUUGCCGAGUGCCCCUCUCCGCCCUCUUUCCAUCUGCUGCCACCGCACCUUUUGUGCCAUGCUCCUGUUUUCCAUCAAAAAGGGCCAACUGCCAUAAAAGCCGCCGGAGACUCUCUUUCUCUUUGUUCUGUGUUGUAUCUCAGU
Eublepharis macularius is the source of this 2787-nucleotide messenger RNA. It is a transcript of the gene CCDC136, whose product is annotated as coiled-coil domain containing 136. Gene Ontology annotation, cellular component: acrosomal membrane. The coding region runs from base 27 to 1484 and encodes 485 amino acids. The record is from RefSeq and is a predicted model, not a curated record. NCBI's taxonomy places the organism in Eukaryota, Metazoa, Chordata, Lepidosauria, Squamata, Eublepharidae. Gene Ontology annotation, biological process: acrosome assembly; single fertilization. The transcript has 9 exons.